Messenger RNA from Lodderomyces oxycetoniae, 870 nucleotides. Its product is annotated as mitochondrial 54S ribosomal protein uL5m. Gene Ontology annotation, biological process: translation. The transcript has a single exon. NCBI's taxonomy places the organism in Eukaryota, Fungi, Ascomycota, Pichiomycetes, Serinales, Debaryomycetaceae. The record is from RefSeq and is a predicted model, not a curated record. Bases 1 to 870 code for a protein of 289 amino acids. Gene Ontology annotation, molecular function: RNA binding; structural constituent of ribosome. Gene Ontology annotation, cellular component: ribosome; cytosolic large ribosomal subunit.
AUGAAUAGGGCAUUUACUCGUCAGCUUUCCCAUUCGAGGGUGUGUUUGAGGCCCGGGUAUUCAACGGUGCAACCGGUGCAUCAUUUAGUGCCCGUUGAAAAGGCACGCUUGAAGCCUGGAUUACAGCAAUUACUUUUACCAGCCGAUGAUAUACGAUCGAAUAAAUUCAAACCAACUGAGAUAUGUCAUGAUCGUGUAGCUGAGUAUUAUAGAAACACGUUGGAAUCUGAUUUACUUUUGCACUUUUACCAACAUGGAGCUACUAAAAUCGAGGGUAAUAAGAGAAGAGAAUGGGCAAAAGACUCACCAUAUAAGUUAUAUCGAGGCAAAAGAAAACCCAAGGGCGGCACUAGAGCUACCAAGGAUAUAUAUCCGAUUACCAGUACCAAUGUUCCCAAACUUACCAGUAUUGUGGUGCACGCGUAUAAUAAGAAAGCAUUGGAGUAUCCGUGGUUGAAUAUCUCAACCAGACUACAACUAUCAGUCAUCACCAAUGUCAAAGCGAAACAAAUCUAUAACAAGAUGAACAUUUUACCCUGGAAAGCAAGAGUCGGAAGACCAUGUGGCGGUAAAGUUGAACUUUUUGAUAGGGAUAUGAGCCAAUUUAUUAGCACAUUGACAGAGUUGGUGCUACCAAGAAUCAGAGCUUUCAAGGGGAUUAGUGUUACCUCUGGUGAUAGGAACGGUAACAUAAGUUUCGGAAUGACUGCUGAAGAUGUGCAAUUAUUCCCAGAAUUGGAAAAUUAUCAGGAAUUGUUUCCCAAUCUAUGUGGUAUAGAUAUUACUUUCAAGACAACUGCUCAAACAGAUGCUCAGGCAAAGACUUUAUUAAGUGCUUAUGGAUUCCCUUUUGCAAAGCCUGAGAAUUGA